AUGCCUUCUAAUUCUUCCUCUGCCAAAUGUUGUACACUUCUCUGCCAUAUAAACACCAGGAUUGCUCUUACAAUAGUGGAUAUUUUGAUUGGAAUCUCGAAUAUUCUUUCAUAUGCAAUACAAUUUCACAAUUGGUCAGCACUAAUUCUAACCUCUAUGGUGACAUUAGUAGCAUGUCACACAUUACAAAUGUUCUUAGCAGAGAAGAAAUGCAAAAUUACCAAUUGGGAGUAUGGGACUUUCCAAUGUAUUUUGAUUAUCGAUCUUUAUGGAGAAAAUCUAUGGUUCACCGGUCUCUGGGCAACUGCUAUAACGAAAUAUACGUGGCAGAAUGCGUUUCUUGCUAGGAAUUAUGGGAAUAUGAAGAGGAAAUUGGAGUCACGAACAACAGAUCAUGAGUCUGAAAUUGCUGAAAAAGAACCGUAA
This is a messenger RNA of Caenorhabditis briggsae, 426 nucleotides long. Gene Ontology annotation, cellular component: plasma membrane; lysosomal membrane. NCBI's taxonomy places the organism in Eukaryota, Metazoa, Nematoda, Chromadorea, Rhabditida, Rhabditidae. The record is from RefSeq and is a predicted model, not a curated record. The coding region runs from base 1 to 426 and encodes 141 amino acids. The transcript is spliced from 2 exons. Gene Ontology annotation, biological process: heme transport. Gene Ontology annotation, molecular function: heme transmembrane transporter activity; heme binding.